Molecule: messenger RNA, 788 nt
Organism: Rhipicephalus sanguineus (brown dog tick)
Lineage: Eukaryota; Metazoa; Arthropoda; Arachnida; Ixodida; Ixodidae
Exons: 5
Coding region: 5-688 (227 amino acids)
Source: RefSeq, a predicted model, not a curated record
GCGCAUGUGUGAGGACCUGAAGAUGGACUCGCUCAUCAUGUCCGAACUAGAAAAGCCUCACGGAGGUUGCGGUGGUGGUGACGCAGGCAGCCGCGAGUACUACCCGUCGCCGUACGCAUCCUCUAAGCUGCCCGACAUCUCUCGACGUGGCAGCGAAGGCGACGACGGUGACGAGCCUUGCCCCCGCGCCAUGGCCGCUGCUGGAGUCUCCAUGUCACCGUACGCCUCGGCUAGGAUGGUCGAGCACACGUACGACGUGCCUCAGCACCCGCGGGACGGCUCGAAAUCACAUGCAUUCAAAAGCGAACUUAAGCACUCGUUAUGUAACGACAAGCUCCAAAACCACAUAGAAAUGUGCAAAAAGGAGCAGUACUAUCAGCGGCUCGCUGGUAAAGGGCGCCCGUCGGCGUACGGUUAUAGCGGCUGUCAAGAACCCAUCAAUCACUCGUCGGGCACCGCUUAUCGCUGGUCCGAGCCCGGCGAGUCCGACCGGCCGGACAGGUGGUGUUUAAGUGAACGGGACUUGCACUUGAGCGCAUUUCACACGCCUUGUACUGGAGGAAAUUUGCCUGAGUUUAAUGAAAUGUCGGACACCGAGUGUGACAGGGACCUGGAGCGACUUGAGCAGGCAGAGAUGAAAUAUCGUUCGUCGCUCCAACGGCACAGCUUGUACGCAUCUGUCCAAUAGAAAAGCAGCGAAAUGAACAGGAAGACCACCGACGGGGCCUCAAUGUUUUUUUCAUAUCAACGUGACUUCUCCAUUGCCUUGACACCAGAGAGAUAAUCAA